This is a messenger RNA of Cucurbitaria berberidis CBS 394.84, 1068 nucleotides long. Its product is annotated as P-loop containing nucleoside triphosphate hydrolase protein. The record is from RefSeq and is a predicted model, not a curated record. NCBI's taxonomy places the organism in Eukaryota, Fungi, Ascomycota, Dothideomycetes, Pleosporales, Cucurbitariaceae. The transcript has 4 exons. Gene Ontology annotation, cellular component: Elg1 RFC-like complex; DNA replication factor C complex; nucleus. Gene Ontology annotation, molecular function: ATP hydrolysis activity; DNA clamp loader activity; DNA binding. The coding region runs from base 1 to 1068 and encodes 355 amino acids. Gene Ontology annotation, biological process: DNA repair; DNA-templated DNA replication.
AUGGCUCUUUUAGUAGACAAACACAGACCACGCAACCUAGAUGCUCUCAGCUACCAUCCAGAGCUUUCCGAGCGCCUACGAGCUCUUGCACAAAGCGGCGACUUCCCCCAUCUCCUCGUCUACGGGCCCUCCGGCGCCGGCAAAAAGACUCGCAUCGUCGCAACGCUCAAAGAGCUCUAUGGCCCCGGUGUCGAGAAGAUCAAGAUCGACGCACGCGUCUUCCAAACCACCACGAACCGCAAACUCGAAUUCAACAUCGUCGCCUCCGUAUACCACCUUGAAAUCACCCCAUCCGACGUCGGAAACUAUGACAGAGUAGUCGUCCAGGAUCUCCUCAAAGAAGUUGCGCAAACACAACAAGUCGAUCUCGGCGCAAAACAACGUUUCAAAGUCGUCGUCAUCAACGAGGCCGAUCACUUGACGAGAGAUGCCCAGGCGGCACUGAGGCGGACAAUGGAGAAGUACAGUCCUAACUUGAGGCUGAUACUGUUGGCAAAUUCGACGAGCAAUAUCAUUGCGCCGAUCAGGAGUAGAACGCUCCUUGUCAGAGUAGCAGCGCCCACCGAACUCGAAAUCUGCAGUGUCUUAUCAAAAGUUGGAAAGAAAGAGGGCUGGAAGGAGGUGGAGACACUCAAUCAGAGGAUUGCGAGGGAUAGUGGGAGGAAUUUGAGGAAGGCAUUACUAAUGUUUGAGGCGGUUCAUGCACAAAACGAAAAAAUCUCAGAUCAGACACAUAUACCUCCCCCAGACUGGGAAGCCCUCAUCGAACAGAUCGCCCGCCAAAUCGUCGAAGAACGGAGUCCACAGCGCCUCCUACAGGUCCGCGCCUCGCUCUAUGAUCUGCUAUCGCACUGCAUCGACUCGACAACCAUCAUCAAAACGCUUACAUGGAAGCUCAUACCGAAGACGGAUGAUGCACUGAAGCCGGAGGUGAUCAAGUGGGCGGCCUUCUACGAGCAUAGGUGCAAGAUGGGCAGCAAGCAGAUCUUCCAUCUUGAAGCGUUUGUUGCAAAGUACAUGAGACUAUAUGAGAGUUACUCUAUGGGGAUUGAUUUUGACUCGGCAUGA